This is a messenger RNA of Plodia interpunctella (Indianmeal moth), 3073 nucleotides long. It is a transcript of the gene Cip4, whose product is annotated as Cdc42-interacting protein 4. The record is from RefSeq and is a predicted model, not a curated record. Lineage: Eukaryota; Metazoa; Arthropoda; Insecta; Lepidoptera; Pyralidae. Bases 181 to 2031 code for a protein of 616 amino acids. Gene Ontology annotation, molecular function: protein binding. Gene Ontology annotation, biological process: signal transduction. The transcript has 15 exons.
AAAUGUCAGUCACGUCAGUUUAGUCAGCCAUGUUUAUUUCUUCGGAAUGUGUUUGGAAAUGGUGGUAGUGAUUUAAAAAAAUAUUGUGAGAAUAUUUUUCGUAAUUUUCUUUUAAAUAACUGUGUUAGUGAAGUUUAAAUGUGUUAUUUUGUGUAAGUGGGGUGAAAUAUUGCCGCAAAAAUGAAUUGGGGCACUGAGCUUUGGGAUCAAUAUGAGAACUUAGCCGCCCACACACACAAAGGAAUUGAUUUUCUAGACAAAUAUGGAAAUUUUGUAAAGGAAAGGUGUGCAAUAGAAUUAGAAUAUGCAGGAAAACUCAGGAGGCUCGUCAAAAACUACCAACCAAAAAGAAAAGAAGAAGACGAGUAUCAAUACACACCAUGCAAAGCGUUUCGACAGUUACUUCAAGAGCUGGGUGACUUCGCAGGUCAACGGGAGGUGGUAGCAGAGAAUUUACAGUCAAAUGUUGUCAGAGAGUUGCAUCUACUCGCCAAGGAGCUGCGAGAAGAGAGGAAGCAACACUUAAACGAGGGUGCGAAACAGACUGCAGUAUUAAACGCGGCGAUCGCCGCCCUGGACAGGGCGAGAAGAACGUACGAGCGGGCGGCGAGGGAAUCGGAGAGAGCACUCGAAGCUUUUCAAAAGGCCGAUGCUGAUUUUAAUUUAAGUCGAGCUGAGGUGGAAAAACAGAAAGCGAAUAUGAAACUGCGGAGUCAAGCGUGUGAAGACGCGAAGCAAGAGUACACGGACCAGCUUAGGAAGACCAAUGAGGCGCAGCGGCAACACUACGAGCAGAGGCUACCUCACGUCUUCAAACAGUUGCAGGAUUUAGAUGAGAAGCGAAUAAAGAAUAUCAAAAAUUUUAUGUUAAAUUCCGUUGACGUCGAAAGAAAAGUUUUUCCGAUUAUAAUGCAGUGCCUAGACGGAAUGGAGCAAGCAGCUAAUAGUAUAAACGAGAAAGAGGACACACAAUUAGUAAUAGAAAGGUACAAAUCGGGGUUCGUGCCGCCGGAGGACUUCCAGUUCGAGGCGGCGGCAGGCGCGGACACCACGGACUCGGGCCACCACACGCACGCGCACAACCACCUCACUGCCGCGCGCGGCACUGUUUCCGGGAAUCGCAUCAAGAAACGGGGCGGACUCCUCUCCAUAUUCAGCUCCAAUAAGAAGAUUGUCGAGGCCUGCAACUCGAUCAAGAACAACAUGUCUACGGAUGGAAAGGAGGAUUAUUCAGAUUUGCCACCGAACCAAAAGAAAAAGAAACUACAAGCUAAAGUUCAUGAAUUAUCAAAACAGGUUGCACAAGAACAAGCUGCCAUGGAAGGUUUGAUGAAAAUGAAAGGAGUAUAUGAAACAAAUCCUACAUUAGGAGAUCCUAUGACUGUAGAAGGUCAGCUGAACGAGUGCUGCGACAAGCUGAAGAAGCUGCGCGCGCAGCUGCGCAAGUUCGAGGAGCUGCUGGCCGAAGCGGGCGCGCUCGCCGCCGCGCCGCCGCUGCUGCAGCCGCCGGCGCGGACUAACGGCGCGCCUCCCGGCCAGGCCACCAGUAUCGGAUCGAACAGCGAAUCGCUGUCGCGAUCGGCAUCAGAAUCGUCGGUGAGCACGGGCACGGGCACGGGCACGGGCGCGGGGCCGCAGUACGCGUGCUCGGGCGCGGGCGGCGGCGCGGGCCGCGCGGCCGGCGGCUCGCCCGAGUCGGGGCUGGGCGGCGAGCUGGCCGGCGCGCCCGCCGACCACGACCACGACCACGCCAACGGCGACGUCGACCACGACGACCGCGACAACGACCACGAGUCCGACUUCGAUUAUUACUACGAGCCGGAUCUGCAGCCGUUAGGAUAUUGCAUGGCGCUGUACGCUUUUGAAGCAAACGGAACGGGGUCCACGAUGCGCAUGGAGUGCGGCGAGCGGCUGCUGGUGCUGGAGACGGACGCGGGCGACGGCUGGACGCGCGUGCGGCGCCGCCACACGCGCGAGGAGGGCUUCGUGCCCACCACCUACAUUGCCACCACGCUCUACGACCACCGCUAGCUGAUGGUCAGAUGGCGCUGUACGGAGCAUAGUGUAGUGGAAUCUCGAGUGCGGACUCUCGGAGCCUCGCGACCUCCGUGUUUGUGGCCUAUUACUGUGGAUAGUAACGCAUACAGUUUUUACAAUCAAGUGCUUUAUUGUGUCGGACUGCACCACAAAUACUAACUGUAAUAUGACUUAAAUUUGGAAUUAAUAGAAAAAACUAGCUAAUAACAUAUUCUCUGUCACAUUUACCAUAGCUUAGAAGAAGUUUUGGUGUCAUAAAACUGCUAUUAAAUGGUUGGAGCAAUUACGAGCACAGAAAUCUGAUUGGAAAAAAUUCAAAUUUCUGUCAUGUAUUGCUAAAUUGUAAUUCUAUGCGUUAUUAUCUUAUUAUAAGGAGUAUUUUUGCUAUAAUUUAUCCUUACGGAAAAUUAGAGUUAUUUUUUAUAAUCUCGUUUCUAUCGAUUGUUAUUCUGGCAUAUAGGCCUCUAAAGAACAAACGCAGAAAAUCAUAUAACAUUCCAUGAUCUUAUUUAUUGUGUAUAUUCCUGGCUACUUGACAUACAUAUUUUCAUGUAUGCCGCGUGGCCUAAUAGUGUAAUAUUAAAUAUAAUAUUGUAUAACUCAUCUAGAUCUUCAUUGUGCCAGCUGUUUGUGUUAAGAGAUUUUCGUACUUAUUACAUAGUUUUGUAUUCUUUUAUGUGAUUCUGCCAUGGAGUAUUUGGAAUUAUAGCAAAAAUAGGUGUAAACUUAGGUAUGAACUGUAAAUUAUGUAAACUUUUGUUUAAACUAGUAAGCACCAGAAUGUUGACAUGUAUUGAGUAACGAUUUAAUGAAUAUUGUAUCCGAUAUCACAUUUCGUGUAUUAUAAUGUGCUUAUGGAGAAAUGACGUAGUGAAUAUUGCUAGCUAAAUAUAUUAAUUAGCCAAUGCUAUUUUCCGAAUAUUUGCUAUAUGCCACCUUAUAGUACCUAAUGUAUUUAUAUAUAAAGAGAUGAAGUAUGAAUGAAAGCAUUUGAUUUUAUAUAAAAGUAAAUAAUAAAAUAUAUGAGGACAUGUAA